UGGAGUCAGUGCUUGUGCCUGCAGGUUGCUCAGACCUGAAAUCUAAGGGAAAAGCUCAGCGUUUGCGUCGCUGCUCCUGCCGCCGGUGGUGGUAGCGGUGAAGAGGAGAGAGGGUUGUGGUUUUUUUUUGCUCGGUGGCUUUUUUUUUUUGGCCCCCUUGAAUUCAAUGGAUCUGAACUUGGAGCCUUUAGACCUCGGCGGUAUUGGAAUAUCUACACGCUGAUCAUCUUUGUUGUGACACAUCAAGUCGUUUGGGGAAACCAUCCGAAGACAGCAAGAUGUUUCUCGUUCUCUUGUACUUCGCUUUGCCCUUAGUGGAAGUGAGUUCGCUGCCUGGAGGGGACCGCCUGGACUGCGUGAAAGCCAGCGAUCAGUGUCUGAAGGAGCAGAGCUGUAGUACUAAAUUCAGGACACUGAGGCAGUGUGUAGCCGGCAAAGAGAGCAACUUCAGCCGGGCCACGGGCCUGGAGGCGAAGGACGAAUGCAGAAGCGCCAUGGAAGCUCUCAAGCAGAAAUCCCUGUACAACUGCCGCUGCAAGAGGGGCAUGAAGAAGGAGAAGAACUGCCUGCGCAUUUACUGGAGCAUGUACCAGAGCUUGCAGGGGAAUGACUUGCUUGAAGAUUCCCCUUAUGAGCCAGUUAACAGCAGACUAUCAGACAUAUUCAGACUAGCACCAAUUGUAUCAGUGGAGCCAGUACUUUCAAAGGGGAACAAUUGCUUGGAUGCGGCCAAAGCUUGUAACCUAAAUGAUACCUGCAAGAGGUUCAGAUCUGCUUACAUAACCCCCUGCACCAGCAGCACGUCUAAUGAGAUCUGUAACAAGCGGAAGUGUCAUAAGGCCCUCCGGCUAUUUUUUGACAAGGUCCCCCCAAAGCACAGCUACGGGAUGCUCUUCUGCUCCUGUCGAGACGUAGCCUGUACAGAAAGGAGACGGCAGACUAUUGUUCCUGUGUGUUCAUAUGAGGACAGGGAGAAACCAAACUGCCUGAAUUUGCAAGAGUCCUGCAAGAAGAAUUACAUCUGCAGAUCUCGCCUUGCAGAUUUCUUCACAAACUGCCAGCCUGAGUCACGCUCUGUUAGUAGCUGUCUGAAGGAGAACUACGCUGACUGCCUGCUCGCUUACUCUGGGCUCAUUGGCACCGUGAUGACACCCAACUACAUCGACUCCAGCAGCCUCAGCGUGGCCCCGUGGUGCGACUGCAGCAACAGUGGCAACGACAUAGAUGAAUGCCUGAAAUUUCUGAAUUUCUUCCAGGACAACAUAUGCCUUAAAAAUGCAAUUCAGGCCUUCGGAAAUGGCACUGAUGUGAACGUCUGGCAGCCAAUUUUACCAGUACAGACCACUACAGCCACAACUACAACAGCUUCCAGACUUAAAAACACAGGGUCAGAGACCACCAACAACGAAAUACCCUCCCACAAUGAUGCACCAGCAUGUGCAAACCUGCAGGCACAGAAGAAGCGAAAAUCCAACGAAUCUGUAGAUACAGAGCUCUGUCUUAAUGAGAACGCUCUCGGGAAGGACAACACAGCGGGAGUCUCCACCAGUCACAUAUCCGCGGAGAAUUCCCUGGCUCUUCCUACCAGCUUCUAUCUAAGCACACAGCUCACCCUGAUGGCACUUGCACUCUCGCUCUCUUUGUCCCUAAGCUCAUCAGUCGUCUUAUAGGCAUUACAAAAGGACGUGUUAAAAGAAAGAAAAAAAAAAAAAGUAAAAAAAAAAAAAUCUGUUUGCUGUCCUCUGUUGUUUAUCUGGAAUUCCAGGUCUGGGAGCUAAGAUGAGGCACUCCUGCUAGAACAGUCUCAGUCAGCUGGAAUUUUAUUUUAUUUUAUGUUUUUUUUCUCUAAAAAAAGCUUCUUGUGAUAUUUAGAGGCUUUGUGAAAUACUUGGUGCAGUGCUACAUUCCAAACCCAAAAGGCUUUUGGGCAUGCAGUGUUUUAAAGAGACAGUGUGUAAAUUUGCCUGUAAAGCGACCUGGUUGGAUUAUUUUAAUAAUUAUUAUUUUAAUUCUGGCUUUUACCUGAGAAAGAAGAUAAUGGUUUUCUUAAAAUCUUGUUUAUCUCAUUGAAUGAUUUUGGUUUUCAAAUUGAUUGAACUUCAGACUAUCAAGGAUGCCAGGCUUUUGUCUAAUGGUGAAUGUUCUCCCAGAGAGUGGACUUUAUGAAACUUCUUCAUUUGAUAAAUCGCUACUGAUGUUAAACUCUUUCAGUGUGUUAGCAUUUUCCUCUUUAAAUGUUUACGUACUGUAAGUGAUUCUGCGUUCCCUGCUGAGAAGCCAUUAUAAUUCACAUACAGGUAUAAUGUAUGUCUUUCAGUUAAAUUCUCAUCAAAGUAGAGUGUGGCGUAGAACCUUCUAACAGUACAUUUAUCAUUUAAUUAUAAUCAUCUAGCCUUAACAAGAGUGAAGAUUCUUUACAUUAGCAAGAUGCAGCCAUUGUGAAAGCUUGAUAAAGAUACAUUUCUUUAAAUAUGAGGAACAAAUUUUGCUACAGGGUUUCAGCUGUACAGUAUAUGGUCUUCUAUGCUUCCGUUGUGAUAAUAUAGUCAGUUAUUAUACUCUUUGUUUAAUAAAAAAUGACAUACAGUUUAAUUGCUCUGCUAAAACAUCUUCAUCUGUUUAUACAUACCUGAUAAUGUCAGAUCAAAAAGCUACAGGAACUUCAUGCCUUACUUCUCUUAUCAGAACAUUGCAGAGGGACAAGAGGUAGUAGGAUAUCAUUUAAACUGUGUUUUAUUUCUUAGAACUGCUAAAAUCAACACAAAAGGAUGGUUGAUCCAAUUGCAAGGCAGCAUCAUGCAUGUGUACCCAUGUGAUAGGCUUUUCUCACCCUGGUAGUUUCUACCACAGACCUUGGCAUUGCUGACAGGAUGAACUGUCUGCAAGACCAGCUCCAUAAAGUAAUUUAAUGGUUUGGAUGGCAGUGUUACCAGUAUACAUGAUUUAAUCGCUUGGUUCUCCCUCAGUGACAUUGGCAGCCUGUGCUGGCUCAUGAUGAUUUCCUGCAGUAUCUAGAAGGAAUUCUUUAAAGCUUUAAAUGUCAUCAGAUAGGCAGCAUUUCUCCUAAGGGCUGUCUUUAUACCUUACUGUGAUGGCUUGUUGACUGUUACAAGCAGUUACAUCUAAGUGAUCAACAGUAAUCAGUUUUUAUUCCUAUUGGAAGUAGAAGACAACUUCUGCAACCAAGGAGUUCAUCAUGUUGAAUGUAUGGAUUUACUCUGAGACUUACACAAUUAUGCCCUGACCUGCUCUGAAAUGUCCAGAUUGGUUAUUUGCAAUACAACUAUAAAUUACAAAUUACUGUUUUAUAAACUGCACUGAGGUUUGAGUGUGCAAAAUACACAUCUUGCUAAGAGACUAUUAAACCUAUUGACAAGUUCAGCUUUUGAGAUUUUUCUUGGCUAAUAAUAAACAUUUUCAUAAAUUUUGAAAUUCAGUUAUGUACUCUUCAUUAUGGUCACAUAAUAUAGGUUUCAAAGCUAUUUGUAUGUGAUGGAAUUCUACAAUACUCUGUGCCACUGAACAUAACAAAUUAGACAAUAUUACUUUUUAAUUCUGUGUUGAUAAGAAACUGCAAAUUACUUUCAAAGGCAGCAGAGCUGCUUUCAGAGAAGAGAUUUAUAGACCAUCAUUACCAGCAAAGCCCAUGUGGUUCCUGUUGCUCUUCUUGUAGAAGAUAAUACAAUUAUUGAAAACUAGUGGCAACAAAAAAAAAAAAGUUUAUGAGAUUCAUGAUUUUAAAAAUGAAUCAAAUUCUUUUAUGUCAAAAGGAGUUGAUAGUACAACUUAUUGAAAUGCUAAUGAAAAUAGCAUUGUAAUUCAGAAGUCUGACAUUAUCCAAUUAAAAAUAUUUUCAAAACAAAUUCCUAAACAUUAUGAUUAUUAAAUCCAUCUUUGAUCCACAGAUCUUUCUUUAAAAUACCAUUUGUAUUCAGCACAUUAAACAUUUUAGCCAGUAUCGGGAAUUUUAAUAAUCUCCCAGUACAGUAUAUACUUUCUGAAGAUCUUUUUAGUGUUUGCUUUGGUUACAGUAUCAUCUCUCUUAUAUUUAAUAUCAAUUUUAGAGCUUUGACACUGAUCCAGAAUAAAUACUAUUGAUCACUUAUACUGUAAAUAACAACAUUAUUAGCUUCUAAUCACAAAAGAAACUGCUGGUUAUCUGAGUCAAUGACAGUUACCUUUGGAAAUAAAAUUUAUAUGUAGUAGAGGAAAAAAUGGUGUUUUUUACAGAUAGCCGAAAAAAGCUCAACAGAGCACUGAAGUUUUGUCCUGCAAAUUAAAAGUCCUAAUUUAAAAUAUUAAAUUUCUUAUUAAACAAGCAGAAAAGAAAAAAAAAAUACCCUUAGGAGUCUGACACUUUACAUGCAAAUAUUGGAGGAUUUCUUGAAGUUGGAUGUGGUGUGGAUGAUGUCAGUUUAGCGUGGUGACCUUGUCAGUGCAGUCAUUUGCUACAGUACUGAAUUACGCAAAUUGUUUAUUUUUUUCCCCACUUUCAGUCAUUAAAAUAUCAUGUGUUGAGUGCUUAAGGGACAAGCUUAGGCCAGGCUUUAUAUAGCUCUUUAAAAGAUUAAUUUUAUCCAUAUAACAAUAAUAUAGGGACUGUCCAAAUAAAGAUGUACAUGGAGAUGAUCUACUGUUCCUGUUGUAAAUCUCCCCAGCUCAGAUGUGUGUGAAUUAAAUCAUGGGCUACCAUAAACAUAUCCAAAUCAUCUUGUACUGGAACAGACACUGUCAUUAGUAUUAUUAAUAGCUUGUUUAUGCUCCUUUUUAAAAGUAGUGCACACAAAAGUAAAAUUGAGCCUGAACUGGAAUAUAUGGCUGAGGUUUUGCUGUCGCCAGCGUAACUCAAUUCCGCAGGUUACUCCAGUGAAAGAGGCACUGAAGCUGAACCUUGCAGAUAUUUGCAAGAAAUGACAGCAGCUGAGGGUUCCCCCUGUCCCAGUGUGGGUGGUGACACCACCAGCAGGCAGCAGCCCCAGGGAGUGACCAAGCAGGACUUUGGUCAGUGGUGAGGGGUGCAGCCCUUGCUUUGCUGACCAGGCAGCAGGAGCUGUCCGUCUGUCUGUCUGUCCCCACCAGGACACGGGCCACUUGCCAGUAAGCAGCUUCAUUCCCACUGGGUCGGCAGGAAGAACUGGAAUUCUUCAUCAUUUCAAAGCAUGCAUAGACAGACUCUGGUCUGGAGACCUAUUCCCAAGAUUUUUUUCUUUUUUUUUUUUCCCCCCCACUGACAUUACGUCCCUCUAAGACCCAGACUUUUGAAUUUGAAUGCAGUUUGUUGCAGUCAAAUCAGUUGACUGAAAACAUGAAAGUAUCUGCUUUUGCUAAGCCUGUGCAACUAGGAUGGAGAUCAAGAAAACAAAUCAGGAAUCACCUUGAAAUCUCAAUUUAAUUACAAUUUGUGACUGUUGGCUAAUCACUGUGAUAUUUCCAUGGGGUAAAGAUGGUGAGAAACCAGUGAAGUAGAAGAGCAAAACUCAGAACAGUUCCCUCAAGGGACAUAAAUCUUACGUAUGUCAAGUGACAGGAGUAUCUCAUAUUUAGCUUCUAAUAAAAGAGCUGGAUUCUGCUGCAACAGCAGCUCCUUCAGAGCAAGCAGUAAAAGACAGAAGCACAAGCAGUUAUUCAUACAAUUAUAACUUUCUUUCAUAAAAUGCAAUUCUUUGUCUUCAAUACCAAGGUGGCUCUACCUCGCUGAAAAAUAUAUGUUCACUGGCAUUCUUUCUUUCUGCUUUAAACUGUUCUGCAUUCUGCAUGUUCUGCAUUAAAACUGCCUCUGGGGUUGUUUUAUGCCCAUAAGGUUAGAUUGUACCUGAUGUCCCUGACAUCAAAUAAAAAUGUAUUUGGUUCUGAUGAACUUGGCAGAGAAAUUAAUCCAGUGACUUGUUAAAUAUUUCUCAUCUUCAAAUAUUUGCUUUUUCUCAGCAGCCAGUUCCUUUUGUGACAUUUCAAUUAUUGGCUAUUUCAGCUUCUCUUUAACUUCAGAAGGUCAUUUUGUCCGACUCCACAGUACUCAGCUUUAUAGAUUUGCUUCAGUGCUGGUUUUCUGGUUUUCUUUUUUAAUUACAGCCUUCACUUUUGAGAAGAAGAAGAAAAAAAAAAAGAUGUGAUCAGGAAUAUGUCUCCAGUGAACUAAGAACACCUUUAACAGGGAGGAAAUUGAAAGUUCCCAUUUUAUCUCUUUAGCACUGGUUUGAUUUGAAUAAUCUAAAACAUUAUGUUGUUAUUCCCCAGAUGGAAUUUAAAAUUUAGUUUGGUACUGAAUAGGAUUGAAAACUUUCAAACUCUUUCCAAGCUAUUAGAAAUAUUUAAAUACUUCUAAUGUAUUUUCCAGUUGGAAUUUCAGUCAAAUAGAUAAAGUCUCACUAAGCAGUAAAUUCUUACAAGAGUAAGAAUUCUCUUUGGGAAAUUUUGAUGGCUCUGUUCUUAAGGUAAAAUCAGGGAGGAUGGUGAAUUUCCAUUUUUAACUCAGUAUCUCAACUUUCAUACACCCUUGCUUCAUGUUCUCUUCUAUUUCCCUCCAGGCAAUGUUUAUAGAUGCAUAUUAGAUGUGGGCACCUCAAUAGUCAGAAGCCAAUUCCUGCAACUCCUACAAGAUGUUCCAUCUCGUUUUUAUAAUUCGUAAAAGCAUGAGCAAAAAAUUCAAGAUGUGGCUUAAAAAUUACCUGAAUUUUAAAGGAGCACAGUCAACAAAUUUCUCAGUAGUAUUUCUUACCAAUACAGACUGUGAUUUUCUAAAUUGGUACUAAACUACUACUGUGUAGACUAUUCACAAGAGUUCUCUGAACACAUUUAACCAGAAUUAGGUUUCUGUUGUUUUAUCUUACUCAGGUGCCAGUAGCUGAGUGAGUUGACAUGCAUAGAAUUAGAGCUAAUUGUUGCCUGGAUUAAAACACCCAAAUCUUAGCCCCUUUUCACCUGCUUGUAAUGAUUCCAACAUUAUAAUUCUUUUCCACUGGUUUUUAAUUUGUCUAAAGGACAACUUCCUAGAAUCCAGAAGAAAAGGAGUAGAUUUAAGGACAGUUUUCUUCAAAUUCCUCCUUCCAGAAUACCAAAAUAUUUAACUUACAAACCUCUGUACUCCGAAGCCUUUGUGUCUGCUCCAUCACUCGGGCCUGUCCAGCUGGGGUGAAGCUUAUCCCACACUAACAAAGCUGUCAGAGCUACAUGCUGACAAAUAAGUCGUGGCAGUCUCGCUAGCUGCAGCUCUUCAGCUGAGUAUGGAGUUGGCUUUGGCCACUGCACUUGUCCUGAGGUCAAAGCUUAAAUGCUACAAAAGCUAAACCCCACAGAUGUAGUGAACCACAGGGAGAUGUAAACUCCUUCAAGCACAGAAGCCAGCAAAUCAGCUGAAACUCUGGAGUAAUUUUCAAAAUAAGGUUAAAACUAUAUGGUCCUCUCAUGGUUAUGUUUAUGGAACAGGAUAUAUGUGACAGAAGGAAGCUAGGGAAACAGGAGAAAGCCUGAAGAUGCAGAAAUGACUGUUUAGGGAACCACCAUUUAUUUUAGCGGGAGAUACUGCAGAAAGCACACUGCUGAGAGAGAAAUGUGUGUCCCACUGAGGAUAAAAUGGAGAAAUCAUGGGUUUUUUUCUUUGACUUUGUGGAUUAGCCCAUGGAAACUGUUCUCCCUUCUGAGAAGUGAAGCAGUUCUUUUGGGAGUAUGCUAACCUGAAUGCUGGGAGCACAGGAUCUCCCUCUCACAUCCCCAGACCAGGUUAUUAGCAGUGACAUCCUCUGCCUGCUUUGGGGUGAGACAAAGGCUUUAACCUUUAAGUGAAAGGUGAGACAGAAGAAAUGUUUGUAAGGGUUAUUAGAGCAAAGCCUCACAGGGGAUUGUACCUGGCAGUCGGGGGGUGCACAGCCCAGACUGAGCUGAGUCACACAUUGCUUAAAAAGAAAGCUAAGUGGAGGUAAAAAUUGAAAGAAAAAUGUGGUCUUGAUUUUUAUAUUGCUGCUUUUCUGGGAAGUGAUGCAUAAAAUCAACCUCUUACCUCUUCCCAGUACCCUACAUUGUUUCUGGGUAAGAGCAAAAAAUAAAUCCCGAAUGCAGUCAGUGGGAGAAACUGCUUCAAAGCACUCCAACAUGUGGGAAACUUAACUGGUGUCAGUUACUAAUCUCCAUAUUCUCCCCCUCCUCCAGAAUUAGUGUUUGCUUUGACAUGGUUUGUGUGAUUUGUGCAGCAUUACCUAGUACUGAAAUGAUCAGCUGUGAUGAGUACUGCUCAGGCUGGGAAGGUGCAUGUGUCUAUCACCUGAGGGCAUGUAGAAUUUUUCACUUCUUGUGUAAACUACAAGUUGACAAGAGCUGCAGCAAAAAGGAAAUAGCAGGAGAAGGCUCACAUAAACGUAAUUUUUCUUACAUCAUGAUGAUAAAUCAAUUAAUUGAGGGUAAGCAGAAGUGGUGAAGAUAAAGGUAACAGUUAGCAAUCAGACCCAGGAAGACUGGCAUUCACUGUGAUCUGAGGAUAUCCAGUGUUAGUACUUUCCUGCACUUUUUUUCACCUAUUUUUUUUCUAUUUGUCUUUUCCCAAAACUGUCUGGAACACACUUCCAUUUUCUGGAGGAAAUUCUUACACAAACAGUUACCUUCCUGUGUGAAUUCUGUGUCGUCUCACGGAUUUCUGUACAUCUCACUGCAGGUUAUUACAUGUCAGGUCUUCAGUCAUAAUGGCUGGUAAUUUGUUGUAAAAAAAACCCCCAAAACCAAUGUUCACUUGUUCCUGUUGACUUACUUGCUCUGAGGACAUUGCUCUGAGGACUGUCCACACUUUGGAAGUCAAUCCACGAUGUUUGGCAUUUUCUGUUAGCAUAAUCCUCCUGCAUCGGUAUUGUACAUAUCCACAAAACAAUCCCUCUCAAUAAACAUUAUUCUCUUUUUUUAUUAAAAAGCAUGUUUUUGUGAGAACAAUUUCCUGGUUGUUUUUCUUCCGUUCCGAUUUAGUAUUAAAAAAAAAAAAA
Pseudopodoces humilis (Tibetan ground-tit) is the source of this 8960-nucleotide messenger RNA. It is a transcript of the gene GFRA1, whose product is annotated as GDNF family receptor alpha 1. Lineage: Eukaryota; Metazoa; Chordata; Aves; Passeriformes; Paridae. Gene Ontology annotation, molecular function: signaling receptor activity. Gene Ontology annotation, biological process: nervous system development. The record is from RefSeq and is a predicted model, not a curated record. Gene Ontology annotation, cellular component: signaling receptor complex; external side of plasma membrane.